CUGAGUACAAUAUUGAGAUACGUGUGGUGAUAUCGUGAACUAUCAACAGCGUGAAAAACAAAUUUUAUGUAUUUUUUAAAUUUGUUGAAAAUUUCACCAAAUAAUACUCUGUAUUUUAUGUUAUAUAUUGUUUUGAACAUGAGUACGUAUUCUUGGAGUUAUAAAACGCCUGUAAGUCGCACAGUUCCCGAAAAACAAGACGAAAACGAAGACGAAGAAGAGGAUAAAGAAAAAGAAAUUGAAAUUGUUAAAGAUGAAAAAUCGGAUGCACACAUCAAAGAAAGUGAAGUAAAAAUUCUUCCUCCAAAAAGACUGAACUGGAGAGCAAAGAUAUAUGUUGGCAAUUUGGAUCGUAAAACCAAUGAAGCAUCACUUGCGUAUUAUUUCUCUGUUUUUGGAGACAUUGAAGAUAUUAAGUUAAUCCGUGAUCAUAAUACAAACGAGUCGCGUGGGUUUGCUUUUAUAACAUUUGAAAAGUUGAGGCAGCUGAAAAAGCAAAGAAAUGGUGUUCAUUUAAUUAUCCGGUGCUUGAUGACACUAGGAUUACAGUGGCAAGCGCUGAACGAAAGUCAAAGAAGAUCAACCUCCCCGAAAAGGAAAAGAAGCUUCAUCCGUCGUUCAUUAUUUUGGGAGUUUAAAUGGAUCAAUAAACAUGAUGCACCGAUCUUUGGUCCAUAUGAAACAAGUGCAAUGCGAUCUUGGAAGAAUCAGGGUUAUUUUGAUCGUGGCUGUUGGGCAAGGCAGGUACCUCAGCGUGUGGAAGAGAAAAAAUCUAAAACGAAUCUUGACGAUGUCACUCGUGGUUCACUCUUGACAGGAGAGAAAAAUAUAAAAGUUUCUGAAACAAUAGACGAAUCGCCUUUAUCUAAAAAACCUAAACUGGUUAUUGAUUACUCUGAUUCCGAAGAUGAGGAGAAUGAGGGAUCAAUGUGGAUAAUAAAGAAACAUAUGGUGGUAAUGAUGACCCGAUUCAUAAUGAUCGUGUAGAACCAGCAUUUGAUUGUAAAGGGAUUGAAGAGAAUAAAGGAGAACAAACAUCUGAUAUUAAGGGGACUGAAGAUCAUAAUGGGGGACAAAAAUCAUCUGAUAAUACGGGGAUUCAAGAUGGUAAUGAAAAACAAAAGAUAUCUAAUACAAAAGGGAUUCUAGCUGAUAAUGGAGAAAAUAUGAGAUUUGAAGUGGAUAGCAGAGUAAGAAAUUGUGACGUGGAAAAUGAAACUGCCAUUCGACGUAAUGAUUUUCGUUCGUCCAAAGAAGAUCGUGAAAAAAUCACUGAAGAACAAGAUCAAAAUGAUUUUAAAGAAUCUGUAAAAGAAGGCAAAGCACUAGAAAAUAAGUUGAGAGAGGUUAUAGGCCAAAACGGUAAUGAAAAUGGUGUUAUUUUAGCCAAAGACAACGUUGAUUUGACCUCAAAACAUGACCACUGCUCAACACAAACUCAACUGUUGGAGGAUGGGAAAAUGGCCAACACUUCUAACGGUGUGCAAAAAGGUAGUUUUGAUCUUCUUGAGCUUUAUGAGCGACAAGAAACCACCGGCCACGAUGAAAAUAAAACGGAAAGUACCGAAACAGUAUCACGUGAUAUUAAUGAUGAUUCAAGUAGUGACGAUGACGUCAUUGAUGACGACGAUGACGACAUAACGACUGAGUUUGUUUCCAUUUCAGAGAUAGAUUUCGAUUUCUACCCGUGAGAAAACACGAUGCAACAUAAAUAUGUUAACGUUUCAUGCAACGAAUAAAUUUUAAUAUUUAUAAUCCUUGUCAGUUGUGAAUCCAGUGUUUGUCAAAAUAAAUUAUAAUUGCUCGAGUUGAAAUUCAAAGAACCGUUGUACAAAUUUAGUCCUACUUUGUAAAUUUCACUCUGUUCACUGACUUUGAAUACAAUAUAUUUCUUAAGAAACAAA
This is a messenger RNA of Xenia sp. Carnegie-2017, 1904 nucleotides long. RefSeq lists its product as uncharacterized. Gene Ontology annotation, molecular function: protein binding; RNA binding. Lineage: Eukaryota; Metazoa; Cnidaria; Anthozoa; Malacalcyonacea; Xeniidae. The record is from RefSeq and is a predicted model, not a curated record.